Selaginella moellendorffii is the source of this 1475-nucleotide messenger RNA. Its product is annotated as O-fucosyltransferase 1. NCBI's taxonomy places the organism in Eukaryota, Viridiplantae, Streptophyta, Lycopodiopsida, Selaginellales, Selaginellaceae. Bases 235 to 1212 code for a protein of 325 amino acids. Gene Ontology annotation, cellular component: cytoplasm; trans-Golgi network; endosome. The record is from RefSeq and is a predicted model, not a curated record. The transcript has 8 exons.
UUGGGUUUAGUUUUAGGGUUCUUGCGAGAGGAGCGCAUCGAUCCAGCUCGCUCGGCCCCCGACACGACGCAUUGACGCGUAGAAAACAAGCGCCCCAUUUGAUGCGCAGAUCUGAUCCCUCGCUGUGUGUGGGGAUCUAGCCACUCGCAAGACGAUGAUGAGCGUUCUCUCACGGGUGGAGCGUCGGCAUUAGGAAGAAGGGGGCAGAGGCAAUGGAAGCAAGUGACUGCCAGUAUGAAGGGAUUUGCUGGUCGAUUGUCCAUCUCGGGCCUGGUGCUGCUUCUGUGCAUGGUGUCGCUGGUCUCGCAGUUGCGGCAAGACGGUGUCAUCGUUCACUCUCAUAUUGAUGUGAAUUCUCUUUGGACGAGCUCUUCUUCUUCUGGUUGGAGGCCUUCCUCGGCUCCCAGAUCUUUUUGGCCGCCCCCUCCCAAGGAAAGCAAUGGCUAUCUCGUCGUUCGGUGCAAUGGCGGGCUUAACCAGCAGCGCAGUGCCAUUUGUAAUGCAGUUUUGGCAGCGAGGAUAAUGAAUGCAACGCUUGUGUUGCCGGAGUUGGAUACUAACUCGUUUUGGAACGAUAAAAGUGGUUUUGCUGGCAUCUAUGAUGUAGAACACUUUAUCAAAUCCCUUAGACACGACGUCAAGAUUGUGGAGUCCCUUCCUUACGUCUCCGACAAGAAGAAGAAAAAGAUGAAGGCUUUCCAGGUUGCUUACUCGUUCUUUCAAACCAACGUCGGAACUCUUGUCUGCUGUAGAUCGCACCCUCCAAGUUGGUACGAGACCGAAGCGCUGGCUAAGAUGAAACAGCACGGCGCGAUAUAUCUCACUCCCUUUUCCCAUCUCCUAGCCGGAGAGAUUCCAAACGCCGAGUACCAGCGGUUGAGGUGCAGGGUAAACUUCCACGCACUGCGUUUCAAGCCCGACGUGAUGCAGCUGAGCAACCAGAUAGUGAGCAGGCAGGCCACUUCAUGUCGAUCCAUGCUUGCAUUCGCUGGGUGCCUCGCCGUAUUCAAACCGAAAGAGCAGGAGAUACUACAACGAGAAGCGCUUGAAGAGGUCGGUCUCAUUCUCCAGGCAAUGGACUUGGACAACUCAACGCGCGACAUCUUUGGAGGCGAGAGAAUCGUCGCCUGGAGAACCGCACUACCGUCGCUGCUCCGGAGGAGCUGGAAGCUGUCCAAGCCGAGGGGAGAGGACUUCUGGGACCGACGGUGAACUACCCGGUGUGCUUGCUCUCGGACAUCUUGAUGAGAGGCGUGAUGAGCGGUGGAACGUCGGGUGCAUUCCGAGCCGUUUUGCACGAAUCCCUGGCUGGCGAGAGGUGCCGUGCGAACACCGGCAUGAAUAUCACUGCUUUGGAGGGGGGAUCAAACGCGUCCUUUGGGACGAUGUGGAUUAUCCGGGAAAAAGUAGACGAUUUGUUCACAAAACUCUACCACAUGUAGAGAAAAAAAGAACCGAUCGCGAGUUCUACAUCA